AUGGUGGCCGGGCGCGUCAAGGCGGCCAUGGGCUUCCACCACAGCAGUCCCACUCCCAGGGCGCCCAAAUCGCCGGCGCCCCACGCCGAGGAGCACACGCGGACGCCGGCCCGGGUCCCGCCGCCGCCCUCGCCCGCGGCGUCCAAGGCGUCGGCGUUCGCGCGCUCGCUGGGCGCCUACUUCCCGCGCUCGGCGUCGGCACAGGUGCAGCCCGCGCGCGCGCCGCCGGAGGUCGCCGGGCUGCUGCGCGCCAUCGAGCAGCUCCAGGAGCGGGAGUCGCGCCUGCGCGUGGAGCUGCUGGAGCAGAAGAUCCUCAAGGAGACCGUCGCCAUCGUCCCCUUCCUGGAGGCCGAGCUCGCCGCCAAGAGCAGCGACCUCGAGAGGUACCGGGAGUCCGCGGUCCGGCUCGAGUCCGAGAACAUGCGGCUCUGCGCCGAGCUCGACGCCGCCGUGCUGGAGGCUACCAGCAGGAAGCAGAGGAUUGUGCAGAUGGAGAAGGACAUGGCGGAGCUCAGGAAGCAGCAGGAGGCGCUCGCGGAUGACUGCUGCUCUUCCUCGGCUUCCGUCUCGGUGGAGCAUUGCGAGAGCUCCGUUGCCGCGGCGAAUACCACGAGCUUAGCUCCAUUGCAGCCGCCACCUUUUGUGUCCAAGUCCUCCUUCCCGGCCUCGCUGCACGCCUCGCCUGCGAGCUCUUCCUCAUCCUCGGCGUCUUCCUCCACGUCGACUUCGCCCACGAACUCCGGCUCGUCGUCGUCAUGCACAUCGCCCGUACCAAGAACCCGCGUGCCAGAGCUCUCGAAGCUGCCGCCGAUACCUCCGCCACCGCCACCACGGCCUCCGCUGGUGAGCUCCUCGCCCCCCAGCUCACUCGGCGUGAGCGGAAGCGCAGGCGCGCCGCCUCCUCCGCCUCCGCCCCCACCGUCCAGGAGGACGGUCAGCAGAGCAUGCUCUCCGUCGAAAUCCGGUUCAUGCGUGAGGCGCGUGCCCGAGGUGGUCGAGUUCUACCACUCGCUGAUGCGGAGGGAGUCUAAAAGAGACGGAGGGAGCGGCGGUGAUCAAGCCAACGGUGGCGGCGCGGCGGCGACCAGGGACAUGAUCGGCGAAAUCGAGAACCGAUCAGCUCACCUGCUCGCGAUCCGAUCGGACGUGGAGAGGCAGGGCGACUUGAUCCGGUUCCUGAUCAAGGAGGUGGAGGCGGCGGCGUUCGCCGGCAUCGAGGACGUGGUCGCCUUCGUCAAGUGGCUCGACGACGAGCUCUCCCGCCUGGUGGACGAGCGGGCGGUGCUGAAGCACUUUGAGUGGCCGGAGCAGAAGGCGGACGCGCUCAGGGAGGCGGCGUUCGGGUACCGCGACCUGAAGAAGCUAGAGGGCGAGGCCGCCUCUUUCCGCGACGAUGCUCGGCUACCCUGCGCCGUCGCGCUCAAGAAGAUGCAGGCCCUCUUCGAGAAGUUGGAGCAUGGCGUGUACGAUCUCGCCCGCGUCCGGGACAGCGCCGCCAGCAGGUAUGGCCGGUUCAAGAUCCCCUCGAAGUGGAUGCAAGACUCUGGGAUCGUGAGCCAGAUAAAAUUCCAAUCAGUAAAGUUGGCAAGGAAAUACCUUGAACGGGUUUCCUCUGAGCUUGAAGCCAUUAAAGUCGGCCCGGACGAAGAGGAGUUGAUGCUUCAAGGAGUACGGUUCGCCUUCAGAGUGCACCAGUUUGCAAAUGGUUUCGAUGUUGACACUAUGCGCGCGUUCCAAGAGCUCAAAGAGAAGGCUUCUAUGUGCCAUUUUCAGCGGCAAAGGCAGAAUCAACGUUUGCGACAGCAAACACUUGUCGCCAGGACCUGAGCAUCUCCUUAUGUUAUGCUGAAUGAACCAUACGCCAUCUUGUGU
Messenger RNA from Lolium rigidum, 1872 nucleotides. Its product is annotated as protein CHUP1, chloroplastic-like. The transcript is spliced from 6 exons. The coding region runs from base 1 to 1827 and encodes 608 amino acids. The record is from RefSeq and is a predicted model, not a curated record. Gene Ontology annotation, biological process: chloroplast organization. Gene Ontology annotation, cellular component: chloroplast outer membrane. Lineage: Eukaryota; Viridiplantae; Streptophyta; Magnoliopsida; Poales; Poaceae.